CAAGAUAAUACUAACAAAUCAACAACAGAAUAAGUUGUAACGCAGUUAGCUGCUAAAGAUCAGUACCAAGGAAGCUGAAAUGAAUUUUGUUAAUGUCCACAUACACUCAUAAUGUUCCAUAUGUACACACACUCAAGUAGACAUUCCUUUCCCAGAGUCCAAACUCCCAAGUCCCCAAGCAGAACCAGUGCCAACCAGUGCACCAUCCCACCAGAACGGUCAUCUGCCUCUGAACACUCAUUAGUCACCAGAUGUUUUCUUUCAGGAUCAACCAGCCUAUAUAUUUUUUUUGUGUUUCGGCAUCAGUCACUGGUCACUUUAAAGACAACUACAUAGGACAACCUUUGAAGGGUGCAGAGUGUAGUACUAUCAAGAUGUCAGUGAAGUAGUCAGUGAGGUUUGAGGACUAAUCUUAGUGUCUGGUGCUGACAGCUGCAUCAGGACCUGUUCCAUUCACCUCCACAAGUAGACAACAGAGAUAACAGAACCAAGAGCAGUAAAAGAGAGAGAGCGAGAGUGAGGGUUGGUGCUGUAUCCACACCGUCCAUUCUCAGAACACUCUCAGAGAGCACCACGGGGGUCAGCGCAUGGGAAAAAACCCAAACAAAAUACUGCCCGGGAACACAAGAACACACCCAACUCAGACCGAGAGAGAGCACGGGGAGAAGAACACGGUGAAUCGUGAAGAGACACAGAGAGAGACCAAGAAGAUGAGAGCAGACUGCAAGACCUUUUAAAGUCGAAUUUAGCAAAACACCACAAAGCGAAAGAGCUGAACUUUGUGUCCUUCCUUGUGUGGAAUCAUAGUUCAAGAGCGUACGCUUCACGUUUUACUGAAUGGAGUUGAAUUCACACAAGAGCUCGAGGACACUGAACUUCUGAUCUGCUUCAAACAGACUAAAGCUUUUAUCUGCAAAGGAUUCAAACAGAGAGAGAGAAGAUGCUAAAGGGGCUGUUCAGCCGGCGCCGGCUGAAACACCAGCGACUUGAGGAGGAGGCAGAGGUGCGAUUCAAAGGGAAACUUGUGUCUGAGAAUGAGCUAGGAUACUCAUACGUACGGCCAGGCGGCUCCAACUAUUCCAGUCCGUCGUUGGCUCCGGUUGCCAGUCUGAAUGAGGACGAGCGGGUGGGAGAUGGGGGCGGGGUGCUGGGUCUUGCACCUGAACACAUUCCCACCCCUGGCGCCCCCCUCAGCUGGCAGGCGGCCAUCGACGCGGCGCGACAGGCCAAGCUCAUGGGCACCCCCGGAGCCCCGAUCUCCACCGUGACCUCCACGCAGCGUAAACGUCAGCACUACACCAAACCCAAGAAACAGGCCAGCACUGCCUCCACACGUCCACCCCGAGCCCUUCUCUGCCUCACUCUUAAAAACCCCAUCCGCAGGGCGUGCAUCAAUAUUGUGGAAUGGAAACCGUUUGAAAUCAUAAUUUUGAUGACUAUUUUUGCAAACUGUGUGGCCUUAGCUGUCUACAUCCCUUUCCCUGAGGACGACUCCAACGCAACCAACUCCAACCUGGAACGGGUGGAGUAUCUCUUUCUCAUUAUUUUUACGGUGGAAGCAUUCCUGAAAGUGUUUGCGUACGGGCUGCUGUGUCACCCUAACGCAUACCUGCGGAAUGGCUGGAACCUGUUGGAUUUCAUUAUCGUGGUGGUGGGGCUCUUCAGUGCAAUAUUAGAGCAGGCCACUAAAGAUGGUGGGACUUCAAUAGGAGGCAAAGCUGCAGGUUUUGAUGUAAAAGCUUUGCGAGCCUUUAGAGUGUUGAGACCUCUGAGACUCGUGUCUGGAGUACCUAGUUUACAGGUGGUGCUGAACUCCAUCAUUAAAGCCAUGGUUCCCCUCCUGCACAUUGCUUUGCUAGUUCUGUUCGUCAUCAUCAUCUACGCCAUCAUCGGCCUCGAGCUCUUCAUGGGCAAGAUGCACAGAACCUGCUUCUUCUUCAGAGAUGGACACAAAGGUUCUCUAUCUGAGGAGAAGCCGGCCCCAUGCGCCCCCAGCUCCGCCCAUGGACGACACUGCUCGCCGCCCAAUGUAACACAAUGCAUGACGGGAUGGGAGGGGCCUAAUGAUGGAAUCACGAACUUUGAUAACUUUGCAUUUGCCAUGCUGACUGUGUUUCAAUGCAUCACAAUGGAGGGCUGGACUGAUGUCCUGUACUGGAUGCAGGACGCCAUGGGUUAUGAGCUUCCGUGGGUUUAUUUUGUCAGUCUGGUCAUCUUUGGAUCCUUUUUCGUUCUAAAUCUGGUUCUGGGUGUGUUGAGCGGAGAGUUCUCCAAAGAGCGAGAGAAGGCCAAAGCUCGUGGGGAUUUCCAGAAACUCCGAGAGAAACAGCAGCUGGAGGAGGAUCUGAAGGGUUACCUGGACUGGAUCACACAGGCAGAGGACAUCGACCCUGAAAAUGACGACGAGGGACUGGAUGACGACAAGCCUAGAAAUCUGAGUAUGCCGGCCAGUGAAAAUGAGUCUGUGAACACUGAUAAUGCUCCAGCCGGAGAUAUGGAGGGAGAAACCUGUUGCACCCGCAUGGCAAAUAGGAUCUCCAAAUCCAAAUUCAGUCGUUAUUCUCGACGGUGGAAUCGGUUGUGUCGCCGCAAGUGUCGCGCAGCCGUGAAGUCAAACAUGUUUUACUGGCUGGUCAUUUUCCUGGUAUUUCUGAACACGCUUACCAUCGCCUCUGAGCACCACCAGCAACCAGAGUGGCUCACCAAUGUACAAGAUAUUGCCAAUAAGGUUCUACUGGCUCUCUUCACCGGUGAGAUGCUGUUGAAGACGUACAGCCUGGGCUUACAGGCAUAUUUCGUCUCUCUUUUCAACCGUUUCGACAGUUUUGUGGUGUGUGGUGGGAUUCUGGAGACCAUUCUGGUAGAAACAAAGAUCAUGUCACCCCUCGGGAUCUCAGUUCUGCGCUGCGUACGCCUGCUUCGCAUAUUCAAGAUCACCAGGUACUGGAACUCUCUCAGUAAUCUAGUGGCGUCUCUGCUGAACUCGGUGCGCUCCAUCGCCUCCCUGCUCCUGCUGCUCUUCCUGUUCAUCAUCAUCUUCAGUCUGCUCGGCAUGCAGCUCUUCGGCGGAAAGUUCAACUUUGACGAGACACGCCGCAGCACCUUCGAUAACUUCCCCCAGUCUCUCCUAACCGUCUUUCAGAUUUUGACGGGAGAGGAUUGGAACUCUGUGAUGUAUGAUGGCAUCAUGGCGUACGGAGGACCGUCCUUCCCUGGAAUGCUCGUCUGUAUCUACUUCAUCAUCCUCUUCAUCUGUGGAAACUACAUCCUUCUGAAUGUCUUCUUGGCCAUUGCCGUGGACAACCUGGCAGAUGCCGAGAGUCUGACAUCAGCGCAGAAAGAGGAAGAGGAGGAGAAAGAGAGAAAGAAGCUGGCCAGGACGGCUAGUCCAGAGAAGCGUCAAAACUCGGCGAAACCUCCACAGGUUAAUGAGAAGAAAGAGGAGAAGAUUGAACUGAAAUCCAUCACCUCGGACGGGGAGACACAGACUGCCACCAAGAUCAACAUAGAUGAGUACACAGGUGAAGAGAACGAGGAGAAGAAUCCAUAUCCUGUGAACGAUUUCCCAGGAGAGGAGGGGGAACCUGAGGUGCCAAUAGGACCUCGUCCACGGCCGCUCUCGGACGUUCAGCUGAAAGAGAAAGCCGUUCCCAUGCCAGAGGCCAGAGCUUUCUUUAUUUUCAGCCCCAGUAACAAGUAUAAAAAACCCAAACACACCUUUAUUUUUCACAUCGGUGGAUUACAAUACGUAGUAUGUACUCCAACUCUGUUUCCAAAAUUUCGCUCAGACCCCUUUUUUCUCUCUCUUUCUCUCUCUCUCUCUCUUUGUAGGUUCAGGGUUUUGUGUCAUAAGAUUGUAAACCACAACGUUUUCACCAAUUUAAUCUUGUUUUUUAUACUGCUGAGCAGUAUUGCACUGGCAGCAGAAGAUCCAGUGAAGAAUGACUCAUUCAGGAAUCGGAUUUUAGGCUAUGCAGAUUAUGUGUUUACAGGGAUCUUCACCAUAGAGAUCAUGUUAAAGAUGACGGCGUACGGAGCGUUCGUACAUAAGGGUUCAUUUUGUCGGAAUUAUUUUAAUAUUCUGGAUCUGGUGGUGGUCAGCGUGUCUCUGAUCUCCUCUGGAAUUCAGUCAAGUGCCAUUAAUGUGGUGAAGAUUCUCAGAGUGCUGAGAGUGUUGAGGCCCCUGAGAGCAAUCAACAGGGCCAAGGGUCUCAAACAUGUGGUCCAGUGUGUGUUUGUAGCCAUCCGCACCAUCGGGAAUAUCGUCAUUGUCACUUCGCUGCUGCAAUUCAUGUUUGCCUGCAUUGGUGUGCAGCUUUUUAAGGGCAAAUUCUUCUACUGCACGGACACCUCCAAACAAACACAGUCAGAUUGCAGGGGGUCUUACAUAUUAUACAAAGACGGGAAUGUCGGAAAGCCAGAGAAAGCUCUGCGUUCAUGGGAGAACAGCGACUUCAACUUUGAUGAUGUCCUGCAGGGCAUGAUGGCACUGUUCGCUGUAUCCACCUUCGAGGGUUGGCCAGGGCUCCUCUACAGAGCCAUAGACUCCCACACGGAGGAUAUCGGCCCGAUCUACAACUACCGCGUGGUCAUCUCAAUAUUCUUCAUCAUCUACAUUAUCAUCAUUGCCUUCUUCAUGAUGAACAUAUUCGUAGGUUUCGUCAUCGUGACGUUUCAGGAGCAGGGAGAACAAGAGUACAAAAACUGUGAGCUGGACAAGAAUCAGCGUCAAUGUGUGGAAUAUGCCUUGAAGGCCCGCCCCCUGCGCAGGUACAUCCCUAAAAACCCUUAUCAGUACAAAGUUUGGUACGUGGUGAACUCCACCUACUUCGAAUACCUGAUGUUCACCCUUAUCCUGCUCAACACCAUCUGCCUGGCCAUGCAGCAUCACGGUCAAUCUCAGUCCUUCAACAAAGCCAUGAAUAUUCUUAAUAUGUUGUUCACCGGCCUCUUCACUGUGGAAAUGAUCCUCAAACUCAUCGCCUUCAAACCCAGGGGUUACUUUAGUGACCCCUGGAAUGUUUUUGACUUCCUCAUCGUUAUUGGCAGCAUUAUAGACGUCAUUCUGAGUGAGAUCAACCCAGCUGACCCCUCCUCCUCUCCCCCCUCCUCUGUGGUAAGGCCAAUGGGCCUUCAAAACACUGAAGAUAACGCCAGGAUAUCCAUCACGUUCUUUCGGCUGUUCCGCGUCAUGAGGUUGGUGAAGCUACUUUCCCGUGGAGAGGGCAUUAGGACGCUGCUGUGGACCUUCAUUAAAUCCUUUCAGGCUCUUCCCUAUGUCGCUUUGCUUAUCGUAAUGCUGUUCUUCAUCUACGCCGUCAUUGGGAUGCAGAUGUUUGGCAAGAUCGCACUGAGGGACAACAGUCAGAUCAACCGAAACAACAACUUUCAGACGUUUCCUCAGGCUGUUUUGCUGCUCUUCAGGUGUGCUACAGGGGAGGCGUGGCAGGAAAUCAUGCUGGCCUGUUCUCCCAACCGUCCGUGUGAGAAGGGUUCAGAGGACGGCCAUUCGAGCGAAGACUGCGGCAGCCACUUCGCCAUCAUCUACUUUGUUAGUUUUUACAUGCUUUGCGCCUUCCUGAUCAUCAACCUGUUUGUGGCUGUCAUCAUGGACAAUUUUGACUAUUUAACACGCGAUUGGUCGAUACUGGGGCCGCAUCACCUGGAUGAGUUUAAGAGGAUAUGGGCGGAAUACGACCCCGAGGCCAAGGGUCGGAUCAAACAUCUGGAUGUGGUGACGUUACUGCGCAGGAUUCAGCCACCCCUCGGGUUUGGAAAACUCUGUCCGCAUAGAGUGGCGUGCAAGCGGCUUGUGUCCAUGAACAUGCCUCUCAAUAGUGACGGAACUGUGAUGUUCAACGCAACCCUUUUUGCCCUAGUGCGAACGGCCCUGCGCAUCAAAACCGAUGGUAACUUGGAGCAAGCAAAUGAAGAGCUCAGGGCAAUCGUGAAAAAAAUCUGGAAGAGGACGAGCAUGAAGCUGCUGGAUCAAGUCGUGCCCCCUGCUGGAGAUGAUGAAGUAACAGUGGGGAAGUUCUAUGCCACAUUCCUGAUUCAGGAAUACUUCAGGAAAUUCAAGAAACGAAAGGAACAGGGCCUGGUGGCCAAAAUCCCCGCAAAGACAGCUCUUUCAUUGCAGGCUGGCCUGCGUACUCUACACGACAUGGGUCCUGAGAUCAGACGGGCGAUAUCGGGUGACCUGACCGUGGAGGAGGAACUAGAUAGAGCCAUAAAAGAAACCGUGUGUUCUGCGUCCGAGGAUGAUAUCUUCAGGGUAAAGCGUUCUGGUGGCCUUUUCGGCAACCACGUCAACUAUUACAACCAAAGUGACGGCCACGCCUCCUUCCCACAAUCUUUCACAACCCAGCGGCCGUUGCACAUCAGCAAAACUGGCAGCCCCGGUGAGACGGAAUCUCCCUCGCAUCAGAAGCUCGUCGACUCGACCUUCACUCCAAGCAGCUACUCUUCCUCAGGAUCCAACGCCAACAUCAACAACGCCAACAACACGGCCAUCGGACACCGGUACCCCAAACCAACUGUCAAUACGGUGGACGGACACACCGGGCCCCCCCUCACCACUGUCCCACUGCCACGGCCAACAUGGUGCUUUCCAAACAAGAGGAGCUGUUUCUAUGACACGUUUAUGCGCUCUGAUUCCAGCGACAGUCGUCUCCCCAUCAUACGGCGAGAAGAAGCGUCUACCGACGAGACGUAUGACGAGACGUUUCUAGAUGAGAGAGAUCAGACCAUGCUUUCAAUGGACAUGCUGGAGUUUCAGGAUGAAGAGAGCAAGCAAUUGGCUCCCAUGGCGGAGGGCGAUGUAGGGGAGGAGAGGAGGCCGUGGCAGUCUCCACGGCGACGAGCCUUUCUCUGCCCCACUGCACUGGGUCGACGGUCUUCCUUUCACUUGGAGUGUCUGAGAAAGCAUAACAGACCUGAUGUUUCUCAGAAGACUGCACUACCACUGCACCUAGUGCAUCAUCAGGCUUUGGCCGUGGCAGGCUUGAGUCCCUUGCUGAGACGAAGUCAUUCUCCGACUUUGUUCUCGCGUCUAUGCUCCACGCCCCCCGCGAGUCCGAGCAGCCGCGGCGGAGGAGGUCCGUGCUACCAGCCGGUUCCAUUUCUCCGGUUAGAGGGCAGCGGAUCCUACGAGAAACUCAACAGCAGCAUGCCGUCCGUGAACUGCAGUUCGUGGUACAGCGACAGCAACGGCAACCACAGCAGGAGUGCGCAGAGGACGCAAAGACCCGUGUCGCUCACGGUUCCUCCGGUCACACGCAGAGACUCCAUAUCUCUGGCACACGGGAGCGCCGGCAGCCUCGUGGAGGCGGUGUUAAUAUCUGAAGGUUUGGGUCGCUACGCACAGGAUCCAACCUUCAUCCAGGUAGCAAAGCAGGAACUAGCAGACGCCUGCGACAUGACCAUGGAGGAGAUGGAGAACGCUGCCGAUAACAUUCUCAAUGCCAACACUCCACCCAACGCCAACGGGAACCUGUUACCCUUCAUCCAGUGCAGAGACAUUGGUUCGCAGGAGUCUCGUUGCGGCCACGCGCUGGGGCUGUCUAGCGCCGCAGGGUCAGACGAGCUUCUGGGGGAGGAGUUAGACCUCUCUGAGGGGGCGGGGCUACGGAACAGCGCUCUGUUGGAGGACGAGGACAUGGAGUGCGUGACAAGUUUGUAGGGGGAACGUCAGCACGAGGACUUCCUGUGUCUUAGCCCAACUCUCGCCGAGGACACUGCCGUCCCGCAGUCUGACCGUUUGUUGCGUGUACCUACCGUAGGGGUAUAAGGCCAUUCUGCUUAGCUGAGAGCGAGUCGGUUUUUAGUUCGUCCGUGUGUUUGCGAGAGCACGAGCGAGUAGGCGAGUGUACGUGUUUGUGUGUGUGUUUCUAAAGUGCCUCACAGUUCUCACAACCUUGAUUGCGUAAGGAGGAAAUGAAAAAACAACCCUGACCGAACAGGGAAUCGUGGGAAAAGAUGCGCUGUUACCCAACGAAUGGGAUACUGUACGUCCGUCGGUGGACGCCUGGGGGCCAAAGUAGGAUUGCGGUGACCUAUGUGUCUUGGAAUCCACGGCCUCAUACGGUGCGGAUGUGUGGUGCGGAGCGGAGCGGGCUGUGUCGGGAAGUGUGCCGUACAGGAGCGGUCACAGGUUCGAGGGAUGCUCAGAAAGACUAAAUGGACAAACUGGAGAGGCAAAGCCCACUCAGAUAUAACACCCGUCUCACUUUUCACGGGGCUGUCCUUCAUCCAUUCGUCAGGAGAAGCGUCGUCUAUUAUACAACCCCAACCCCUUUUACAGGCUCAUUUUCAGUUCAAGAUUUUGCUGCUUUUUAUUUUAUGAGUUCUACCCAUAAUUCUCUGGUUGAGCUGUUUUGUUGAAACGGCUUUGAAAGACUGAACGGAACUCUCUGAAUUUCCCUCUCUCUGUUUUGUGUACCGUUACGGCUUUCAGCUGCUAGCUGGGAAAGGUCAUUGCAUCAGUGGCCUUUGACUUCCAGAAGUGCUUCACUGUUCUGCCGUUUUUUCCCUUCUUCCCAGCAUUUGGUAUUUCUAUUAUUGUUUAUCUUGAAUCGCACACAGGUGGAUGCUGUUUUUUUUCUAAAUUAUUAUAAUUACUAUUAUUAUUGAAGGAUGUUUAUGCCAGAUGCAGUGUUGUGACUCUAAUGCCUCUUACAGACAAAAAGCUAUUUAUUUAUUUAUUCCUGUCAGAGGUUGGCGUGUGUUCAGGGGGAUCUCUCUCAUGUUGUUUAUCGGUAGCUCGCGAGCUGUAAAUGGGCAGUUUAACUCACCUGGACGCAGGUAGCACUGAUAGGUCACACGGUUCCAAUGCUGCUGUUGGAUUGGACGUUCUGAAACUACUGACGUUUCUUCACUGCUGAUCUCCAGAAACAUUCAGCCGAUAGUGACAGACGGUCUGCACAGGAAACAGCAGAGCUUCUGAAGGUCAGUAAAGGCGCACUUUGAGGAGAGGAAGCGUGGAUUAUUUAGGAAGCGUAGCGCAUCAUUUCAAAAACACUAACGUAGUUCACACAGGGCUAAAUAUACUACCACGAUUAAGUCAUUAUGAACGAACAAACGUCAGCAGUGUCAUGGCCUUCAUCCAUUAAUGUUAUUAAUUAUUAUUAUUACUGUUGUUAAGGAUAUUUUUUUCUGCCGGGUUCAUCACUGAAUCCAUGCAGUUCACAUUUACACGCAGAACUACUUUUUUAUCUAUUAUGCAAAUAAGCUGUUGAAGCGUUAGCAGUUACUCAUGUUGCUUAUGUGAGUUCAAAGUCAUCCCCUAAACACAUCCAUUAAUGAGAAAUGAUAUUGUCGAUGUAUGAAGCGACUGAAACCUGACCAAUCCGCAUCCAGAGCUUCUUUCUGUAUGUCUGGGUUACAAGUUUUCGUCACCGUUUUGCUUCAGAAAAUUAUUAUAUGAAUUUCUCUUCAAAUAGAUAACAAAUUACUUCCGUCUGCUUGACUUGUUUCUACACCGAGCGUCCUGUUGUUUCCUGGCGUUUUGUUCCAGGCCUUGGACAUUGAAAUCCCGAUUGAAAUCCCUUUCACUUGUCACAUGCUUUCGGUUGGGAGUUUCGGAACGCUUACAGGAGAUGUCUGCUCUGAGGACAAAGCAAUGCGUGCAAAAAAGAAAUUUGGAAAAAAUGUAGCCAGAACCCACCCGCUCUGUUCCAAAGCCGUCACCACACUCCCAUAUCUCCUAUACACACGUGCCAUGUGUCAUUGUGAGGCUGCCCAGGCACAUUUCGAGGCCUUGGUUGUGUAUGUGUGUCGAGUUUAUCUGUGUUUAGUAUAUGCACAGCGGAAAACUAAGUGCGAAUGUGUAGUCGAACGUGUGUGUUUAUGCGGUACGAGUGUGUGCGUGCAUGCGUAUGUGCUUGCAUACCACAAGAUAUGCAAAAACAAUGCAAUAACUUUGACUGUACAACAGUUUCCUUCAGAACUACAGCUGUACAAAAAUCUAAGAUCCAGAGAGAAUAUAUUCACUGUUGUGUAUUAAGUUGCAGAACUUUAAAUUCAAAAAACCUGUCAUACUUGAAAUGGGGUGAAUUUGAGUAUUGAGUAUUUUAACAAUCUUGUGCGGGUCAGUUUGGUUUGAUGUUUUUCUUCCGUUGGAAUCGAUUUCUUCUGCAUGAGGUUUUUUUUGGUGUGCCAAGCUUUCCAGUAACUUGGUUUUAUUUCGUUUUCAUGAAACAUUGAGGAAACGCCGAUGACGGGUCAGACGAAACGUGAAGGUGUACAUAGAGGUGGAGAGCAACGUCUCGUCGGUGCGAAAGUGAUUUUGCAUAUCUUGUGCUCAUCCAGCUGAAAGGUGCAUGAUACGCAAGAGCAGCUUUCUCUCUCUUUUGAUCACUGCUCUUUUCUGUUUUACCUUAUCACUCCGUUCUUCUUCUUCCUUCAGCAGACAUCACAGUGAAGCUAAAUCUUAUUACAUUCCCCCACACACGUACAUGCCAGGUUAACAGAUUUGAUUUGAUUUUGGACAGCGGGGAUUGUUGGCCAUUGACAUUUUCACAUUGUGUUUGAGGCUACAUAGGAAUCCCCUCAUUAUGUGUCGUUUCUCAAGUCUUAUGGACAAUCUGCAUUUGGAAGGAAUAUUGAACUGAUCAGAGGUUUAAACGAGUCUAAGCUUGUUUUUUUCUAUCACGUGAUUUCAUUUGCAUGGAAAUGCUGGAAUCUAAAGACUGGACAGACUAUCCCUUCAUUAGCCAAUGAUUGUAUAUUUUUAUAGACUAGAGAAGAGUUAAAAGAAAAAUAUAAACUCAUCUAUAUCUGCUGAAUGUCAGGGUCAAAAUGGCUACACACAACAGUGUUUGAGAAUGUAUGUAGUGACUUAUCUGUAUAGAUAGAAAUUAAAUUUACGAUAGAGAAGUAUAGAAUAAAUCAUUCGUAGUCACUGCAGUAGCUCCUUUUGAAACUCCAGUUGUACGGAUGGUUGGGCAUUUAUUGAGGGAGGCGUGCAAUGAGAUUAAUCGAGGGCUUGUUCAGAGCUGCUGUUUUCAAUCGGAUAUAACACGUUCCCGGCGAGCGACAGAACAGUCUGGAUAAGCCACAAGCUUUCGGUCUACAAAAUCAGCCCCCGUGUUGAAUGAAAUGCGCAUCAGCGGAUGAACGAUCUUUUAGGAAGCGCUAUGUAAUGCUCAGGCCUGGUACCAAAUAUCCGACUGAAUAUUUUGUUAGUUGCUCGGUGGUGUUUUUCUGCCCAAAUCGUUUAAAUGUAGCUUUUUUCUCUCAGAGAAUCAGAAGUUAUUUUAUAUAUUUUAAUAUGUGAGAAAUAUUUAUGAAAUGGAAAGAUGACUUAAUCACAAAGUCAGUGAUUGACUGCAAUUGGUCGUGAGGUGCAUUAUGUUUACCUCGUGUAGCAGCAUAAGCAAGAUUCCCUAAAAACAAAAGAUGAUUUAUUUGAAUAGAUGACGUUAAAAAUUACAUGAAUAGAUUAUAAACUCAAAGCCUUUGGAAAUGUAAAACCCCCAGGAAACAUCCCCUGGUUAUCUAAUAUUAUCGGAAACGAUCCAUAGUAAAUGAGCAGCAGUGGAACGUUGUCGAGACGCAUUACAUCUUAGUGUCCCUUUACAGCGAUUGGUUUUUCUUGGAUGAACCCAGUAAUGAAGGAACACGGAUGGUUUUAUAGUUUAGGGAAAACAUUUUUUGGGUUUGUUAGUUUUAAGUCUUUGGUUAUGGAGUUCUGUAUAUGGGUUUCUGGGUUCACGUGUGCUUUUAUGGAACUUUUGCAUGUUAGAUUGAAGGUGCGCGCUGAGGGGUUGACCUUUGACCAAGAGAAAGCCUGGACAGGUGCAAAGUUUGCCCUCUGGUUUAACCUUUGUGUAGCACGUAUCUCCAAUGUCCUCCUUUAUAUGACUGUUAAUUUGAUAUUAUAAUAAGUUAAUGUAGUGUGUAAUCGAGUUUUAACGGUAAACUAAAAGCUAAGGUGGUGAUGCAAUAAUCACGAUUUGCACAUUUAAACCACAUUUAGUUUGAUACGUCAUACACAUAAUCCAAGUAAAGGAUGAAUUUAUGCAUAGAUUUUAGCUGUCGUGUAAAUAUUAAUUUCGCCCUAAAUUCAAAAUGUCAAUCUCGCCAUAGUUUCAUUUCAGCAGGUGGGACUAUAUUUUCAUGCAGAUUGGUUCAGGUCGAUUUAGUGCACCGAUGGCGCUGGAAACUGAAUUAGGGCCCAAUGAAUGCGAAGGUGUUUCCGAGUGGCAUUUCCCUGCCUCCAGUUCCACCCAGCGAAUGUAGCACUAGAGAGAGAAAACGGGAGGAACGGGAAAAGAUUUGGAGGAGGAGCUCAAGAGUAUUAAUUGCACAAAUUUCCAUGUAUGAAUGAAGUCAGCGUAGUUUGAAUUUAUUCUUUAUCACAUCCCGAUUUCAUUCUGCAGAGAAGGAUGUAAUGUUUGAUCAGGUCUGGUUGGGCGCAAGAAGCUCUGGGCUUAACUUGUUGGCUCCGGUUGUUUCUCUCUUUCUCUAAUGGGCGGCAGGCCUGAGGGAUCCUAUUCCCUGAAAGCACCACCACGUGACGCUAUUUUCCUUGCCGAAUUAGUUCACACGUUCUUUGAACAUAUCGUCUCAGUCGCUUUAUUUCGAUGACCACAAGACCAGCUUACGUUGUUUUAAUUGGCGGUACGAACAGGAAAUGUAGUCUCGAGGUCCUGAAGCGUUGAGAUUUCUGAGCUGAAUUAAAAUGAGUUGUAUUGUGCUUUUGGUAGAUGUUGAAGGCAUCAGUGCUGGUCAUUCGGGUCUCUCGUGGAACACAGACAUUCACAUUUUGGACCACCGACUUUAGAGCCCGGGUGUUAUUAAACCUCUGUGAGACGUCUGCAUGGUCUGUCAUUCCCUCCUCUACUUUCGCCGAUACUCCGUUUCAUUUCAUCGUUCUUUCAUUUGUUCAUUUAGAUUUGAAAAAGAAUACACAACAUAAAUCAGAAGAUUCAAUCACUUUUUCUACUCCUAUUUUCGAAAAAAAGCGAAACGAAAAACCAACCAAAAAUAUUGGAUUUGUAAAUAAGUGAUUGUACAGUUUGUAUCUGUAUCUGUCAGUCUGUCUUUGGUGACAGAGUGUGUCUUGCUUAUAACGCACGCUACCAGUAAAUAAAAACUAAAAAAUAUCUUUAGAUUGUAUGGUUCUCGACAGGAAGUUUUAAAUUAAUCUCUGCUGUAUAUUCCUGUAAUAUUGCAUUUUUAUCUGAGGAAUGAUGUUAUUAAACAAUUGCAAAUAAAGUGAAUUUCCUAA
Triplophysa dalaica is the source of this 13231-nucleotide messenger RNA. It is a transcript of the gene cacna1c, whose product is annotated as calcium channel, voltage-dependent, L type, alpha 1C subunit. The coding region runs from base 941 to 7681 and encodes 2246 amino acids. The transcript has 47 exons. Gene Ontology annotation, cellular component: membrane; voltage-gated calcium channel complex. Gene Ontology annotation, biological process: calcium ion import across plasma membrane. Gene Ontology annotation, molecular function: high voltage-gated calcium channel activity. The record is from RefSeq and is a predicted model, not a curated record. Lineage: Eukaryota; Metazoa; Chordata; Actinopteri; Cypriniformes; Nemacheilidae.